Manis javanica (Malayan pangolin) is the source of this 942-nucleotide messenger RNA. The record is from RefSeq and is a predicted model, not a curated record. Lineage: Eukaryota; Metazoa; Chordata; Mammalia; Pholidota; Manidae.
AUGAGGAGGGGCAACCUGACCUGGGGGAGUGAGUUUGUCCUUCUGGGGCUCUCCAGUGAUGGGCAGACCCAGGCUGGACUCUUUAUUCUGUUUGGGGCUACCUACCUGCUGACCCUGUUGGGCAACGGGCUCAUCCUCCUCCUGAUUGGGCUGGACGCUCAACUGCACCUGCCCAUGUACUUCUUCCUCUGCAACCUCUCAGUGGUAGACAUCUUCUCCGUCUCAAGCGGAGUCCCCCAGAUGCUGGUGCACUUCUUCCUGGAGAAGAAGACCAUCUCUUUCACCCGAUGUGGGGCCCAGCUCUUCUUCUCACUGGCCCUGGGAGGGACUGAGUUCCUGCUGCUGGCCGCCAUGGCCUAUGACUGCUAUGUGGCUGUCUGUUACCCCCUGAGCUACAUGGCCAUGAUGGGCCCAAGGCGCUGUGCAGGGCUGGCAGCUGUCUCUUGGCUUGUGGGUCUGGCUAAUUCUGCAGUGGAGACAGCAGUCACCAUGCACCUUCCCACCUGUGGGCACCACAUGCUGAACCAUGUGGCCUGUGAGACGCUGGCACUCAUUAGGUUGGCCUGUGUGGACAUAACCAUCAACCAGGUGGUCAUAGUGGCCUCUAGUGUGGUGGUGCUUCUGGUGCCCUGCUGUCUGGUCUCAAUGUCCUAUGCCCACAUUGUGGCUGCCAUCCUACGGGUCUGCUCUGUGGGGGGAUGCCACAAAGCCUUCAGGACCUGUGCCUCCCACCUCACUGUGGUCUCCAUGUCUUAUGCGAUGGCCCUGGUGACCUACAUGCAGCCUCACUCCACAGCUUCAGCAGAGCAGAGCAAGGUGGUGGUGGUCUUUUAUGCUGUUGUGACUCCCAUGCUGAAUCCAUUCAUCUACAGCCUGAGGAACAAAGAGAUAAAGGCUGCUGUGGGCCGAGUUCUGAUGAAAAGCUUUGAAUCAAAAUUUUAG